Haliotis rufescens (red abalone) is the source of this 5643-nucleotide messenger RNA. RefSeq lists its product as uncharacterized. The transcript has a single exon. The record is from RefSeq and is a predicted model, not a curated record. NCBI's taxonomy places the organism in Eukaryota, Metazoa, Mollusca, Gastropoda, Lepetellida, Haliotidae. Gene Ontology annotation, molecular function: nucleic acid binding. Bases 1 to 5643 code for a protein of 1880 amino acids. Gene Ontology annotation, biological process: DNA integration.
AUGUCUAAUGUAACAAUAAAUAAAGAUGAAGUUCAGAGUGAAAGGAUAAUUCAACUGAAUAAAGAAAGAGCGGGUAUCCAAUCUGCAUUCACCAGAACUGAAAAUCAGAUAAAUGGUCUCAUUGUAAAUAAGAAUGCUAGUCCUACAGACAUUGAACAUGUUGAAGGAUCAGUGAAAUCAAUUGAGAAAAUCUUUGACAGUUUGACACAGAAAGUAAAUCAGCUGAAGGAGAUAGUGCAAGAUGAUGCAGAAGAGAUUAGUAAACUGGACAUGUACAUGAAUAAGAUGUCAGAUAGACUGAAAACAGUGAUGUCUAGUGUACAGAUGUGGCAUCAUGAUACAGUAAAACCAAGUGAUUCAGCGAGUCAGGUAGGAAGCCAUGCAAGUAGUGGAAGCACGAGAUCGAAGAUUGCAGCAAGGAGAGCUGCACUGAAAGUCAAACAAUCUGCUCUGAAGAAGAGUCAGGAACUGAAGUUAAAGAAAUAUGAACUUGAAUUACAAGAAGAGACUCUUCAAAUGGAGACUGAGCUUGCAGCCGCUGAAGCUGAAAUAAAGGCAAUCAAUGAAAUCGAUGGACCCCCUUCUGUUAAAGAUGAUGGUAUAAUGGGCACAAAUCCCAAAACAGUGCAUUUAGUGUCAAGUAACCCGAUACCCACAGACAGAGUGAGUGAUCAGCAACUCAAUCCAAAUGCAGUGUCUUGGACAAGCCAUAAUGAUACUGUUCAACCACCACAGCCAGGUAAUACGCAGUAUGAAAUGUUACAUUUGCUUCAGUUGCCAAAAGUUGAAAUCAUGAAAUUUGAUGGAAAUCCUCUGCAAUACUGGGCAUUCAUCAGGUCUUUUGACAUAAGUAUAGGGGAAACAUCAAUCAGCAAUAGUGCUAAACUGAAUAGGCUUUUGCAGUACUGCACUGGGCAUGCUCAAGAGGUUAUAGAGUGCUGUGUAAUCAUGAAUCCAGAGAUUGGUUACUCUCAAGCCAGAAAGUUACUGUUGGAGAGAUUUGGCAAUCAAUAUGUCAUCGCUAAAGCAUGGGUGGAUAAGGUGACAGAAGUCCCCAACUUGAAACCUAAUGACAGUGCUGGACUGAGAAGAUAUGCGGAUUCUGUUAGAAGCUGUGUGGUUUCACUUACAGCAAUGAGCAGACUGGGUGAAAUCGACAAUCAAUUGAGAAUGAGAAAGAUUGUAGAGAAGCUUCCCUUCUUCAUUCAAGGUAGAUGGAGAAAAGAAGCUGUAAAUGUUUUAAAGCGCAAUGGUCAGUAUCCAGGAAUUGGGCAUCUUGCUGAAUUUAUAGAAAUUGUUGCUGAAGAACUGGAUGACCCGGUGUUUGGAAUCAGUGUAAAGGAUUCUACAGAGAAACCACCUCCACAAAGGACAAGCUUCAAGUGUAAGUCAGCUUCCAAUUUUAUUGCACAAGGGAACAUUACUCAGGAAAACAGAAGCCUUCAUGAACAGCCACAGAGAGCUUGUAAAUGUUGUACUGGCAGUCAUCCUCUUUACCAGUGUCCUACUUUCAAGAAGAUGACUUUACAGAAGAGACUGGAGUUUACAAUAAGACAGAAGUUGUGCUUUAAUUGUUUCUCAUCAAGGCAUUUGUCAUCUCGAUGUAUGAAGGACAGCAUGUGUGACAAUAGCAGUUGUAAACAACAUAACUGGAAGCAUUCCAGUUUGCUUCAUGACAGUUCAAGGACAUCUUUGAAAUCUGUUAAAGAGCCGAUUCCAGACAGCAAGGAUAUGAAUCCCACGUUACAUUCUCCAAGUUGCAGAGAGCAUGCAGAGAACAAGAUUCAGUCAAGUUCAGUGUAUGGAGUCAAUGGGGCCGGAGGAACAAGAAUAGCUCUCCCCAUAGUUCCUGUCUGUGUGAAAGGAUGUAGUGAACAUGAAGUAAUUCAGACUUAUGCUUUGUUAGAUCCAGGAAGCCCAAGUACCUUUUGUUCCAAAGACUUGGCAAAUACUUUGAAGUUGGAUGGCAGUGGUGCUAUGCUUUCUUUAAAUACUCUUACUGACAAAAGCUAUGAGUCUCAGACAGAGGUUGUCUCCCUUAGCUUAACAGACAUCAAUGGAAGACAUGUUACAAACAUGUCAAAUGUAUUUGUGCUCUCUCAGAUGCCUGUGUUAGAAGGCAGCGCUGUAUCACAGUGUGAUGUUGACAAAUGGAAACACUUUCAAGGGAUUGAUCUACCCACAGUUGAAGGCAAAUUUGCCAAAGUGACAGUGCUGAUAGGUCAAGACAAUCCGUUAGUUUUAACCCCACUUGAGGUGCGAUCAGGGAAAGCUGAUGAGCCCUAUGCCACAAAAACAAUAUUCGGAUGGGCCAUCAAUGGACCUUUACACAGAGGCAUUCAGCAAGACAUGACGUCCAACUUUGUGCAAGUUGAAGCUAACUUAGAAUCACAAGUCGAGAAGUUCUGGCAUCUGGACAAUGUGAGUGAUGGAAGAUCACAACUUUCAUUCCAUGACAAGCAGGUCAUUCAAUUAUGGGACAAUACUGUUGAGAGGGAGAAGAGGCAUUACAAGUUACCUAUACCUUUCAAAGUAAAUCCCCCUAAUUUGCCUAACAAUUUCUGCAUGGCUGAAACCCGCCUAGUAUCAUUAACCAAGAAGCUGUCUAGGAAUGAUGAUAUGUAUGAGCAUUACAAAGCAGGUAUUGAUGACAUGGUGUACAAAGGCUACGCAGAGAAGGUUCCUGAUGAUGAAGUAUGUAUUGAUGAUGGAUCAGUCUGGUACCUCCCUCAUCAUGUAGUCACCAGUGACAAGAAGCCAGGGAAAUUCAGAAUUGUGUUUGACUGUUCAGCCAAGUUUGGUGGAAUCAGCUUAAAUGAAUCAGUUCAUCAAGGUCCAGAUUUAACCAAUACUUUGAUGGGUGUACUGUUGCGCUUCCGUGAGAAAAGGAUUGCCAUCGCCGGUGAUAUUGAAUCAAUGUAUCACAGAGUAAAGGUCGCUGAUCAACAUCGCAAUGCUUUGAGGUUCCUUUGGUGGAAGAAUGGUGAACUAGGUGGAGAUAAAGAGGUCUAUAGGAUGACAUCAUAUCUAUUUGGUGGCAUAUGGAGCUCCAGUUGUGCCAAUUAUGCACUGAGGAAAGCUGCAGCAGACAAUGUGGAAGAUACAAUUCAGACUGUUACUGACAAUUUUUAUGUAGAUGAUUGUCUGAAAUCUGUUGAUUCCAAGGAGAAAGGUAUCAAGUUGGUUCAGAAUGUGUGUGAUCUCCUACAGAGAGGAGGUUUUAGGCUCACAAAAUGGACCAGUAAUAGUAGAACAGUACUCCAGAGUAUCCCAGUUAAGGAAAGAGCCAAAGAGUUGAAAGACAUCAAUCUGUGCGAUGAUGAGCUCCCUCAAGAGAAGGCUCUUGGCGUGAAAUGGGACACUGAAACUGAUCAGCUUGGUUUCAAAUUCCAACCAAAGAAGAGGCCUGCAACCAAGAGAGGUCUCCUCAGUAUACUUACCUCUGUCUAUGAUCCAAUAGGAUUCUUGUCACCACUGAUCUUAAAGGCAAAGAUGAUAUUUCAGGAUGAAUGUCGACUCCGAAAAGGAUGGGACACCGCUUUGGAAUCAAUCAGCAAUGAAAGGUGGUCAAACUGGCUGUCUAAGCUGUGUCAUAUUGAAGACUUCACUGUCCCAAGAUGUGUGAUUCCGGAUGACUUUUGUGAAAUGAUGUCUGCUGAAUUACACCAUUUUGCGGAUGCUUCAAUAGCAGGAUAUGGUGCUGUAUCGUAUGUCAGGAUCGUUGAUUCAUGUGGAAGAAUCCAUUGCUCCUUUCUGAUGGCGAAGUCGAGAUUAGCGCCAAUCAAAAGUAUCACAAUACCAAGGCUUGAACUCUGUGCGGCUGUGCUGAGUGUAAAACUUGAUGAAAUGUUAUGCAAAGAACUGAGAAUGGAAACCGAACAAUCUACAUUUUGGACAGACAGCAUGAUAGUACUACACUAUAUCAAAAAUGACUUUCAAAGAUACCAAACGUUUGUCGCCAACAGAGUGACACAAAUUCGUGAAGGUUCUUCACCACAAAGUUGGAGAUAUGUCCCAUCAUCACUCAAUCCUGCUGAUGAUGCAUCUCGUGGACUUGAUGCUGAUGAACUACUUGCAAAGGAAAACUGGUUGCAGGGACCGAGCUUCCUGUGGGAGAAUAAAGAUACUUGGCAAAAUACACCAACAGUACUUCCUGUGUCAGGAGAGGAUUUGGAAGUUAAGAAAGUGAAGGUCAACUUUGCAAGUUCUGAUAAGGUUGAACCAUCCACUACAGAUCGACUCCUUAGCCGAUAUUCCUCUUGGUACCACCUCAAGAAAAUGGUUGCUUGGAUACUGAGACUAAAGCACUGCUUGUUAAAACAUGUCCGAGAGGGAAAUUCUGAAGAAAGGAUUUCCAUGGAACCUCUUGUUGUUUCCGAGAUGAAACAAGCUGAAACUGAAAUUGUUAGGUACACUCAGAAUCUUGCAUUUCGGCUUGAAGUGGAAUGUCUUCUAAAUGACCGCUCCAUCACAAAAUCAAGCCCAAUUUACUUACUUGAACCAUUCUUGAAUCGAGAUGGAAUACUAUGUGUAGGAGGGCGUUUGAAUAAUGCUCCAAUAUCUGAAGAAUCUAAACAUCAGAUGAUCCUACCAAAAGGACAUGAUAUUGUCACGUUGAUUGUUCGUUGUUAUCAUGAACAAUUAGGUCAUUCAGGGACUGAGCAUGUUCUGUCACAUGUAAAACAAAGGUUCUGGGUCAUCAGUGCUCGCAGAACAAUCAGAAAAGUACUGAAAGACUGUGUCAAAUGCAAACGAUUACAAGGAAAACGCUCCCAUCAGAAAAUGGCAAAUCUACCAGAAGACCGAGUCACACCUGGAAAACCACCAUUUGCUCACACAGGUGUGGAUUGUUUUGGACCGUUUCUGAUCAAACGUGGGAGAAGCGAAGUUAAGCGAUAUGGUUGUAUCUUUACCUGUUUAACAACAAGAGCUAUUCACCUUGAGAAGCUAGACAGCAAGGACACGGAUUCCUUCAUAAAUGCUUUGAGACGGUUUGAAGCACGAAGAGGCGUCCCAGAUAUAGUACGUUCUGAUAAUGGAACCAACUUUCGAGGAGCUCAGAAAGAAUUAAGAGAAGCAAUUCGUGCAUGGAAUCACCAUGAAAUCCAGGAACACAUGCUACAGAAAGAAAUUCAGUGGAUGUUUAAUCCCCCAUCUGCCUCUCACAUGGGAGGAGUUUGGGAGAGACAGAUUAGGACUGUGAGGAAAGUACUGAAUGCAUUAUUGUAUCAACAGUAUGGCCUGCAUGAUGAAGGAUUGUCAACAUUGUUCUGUGAAGUGGAGGCAAUUGUCAACAGUAGGCCAAUAACCAUCGUAUCUGACAGUCCCAGUGAUAUGGAGCCACUUACACCAAAUCAUAUCUUGUUGCUGAGAUCAGGAAAUUCCUCACCUCCAGGAAGGUUUUCAGUACAUGACACUUACCGCAGGCGCUGGAAGCAUGUUCAGUUCCUUGCGGACCAGUUCUGGAAACGAUGGCUCAAGGAAUACUUACCAGGCUUACAGCUCCGUCAAAAGUGGCUACAAUCUACAGUGAAUCUCAAAGUGGGUUACAUAGUGCUACUUGUAAAUGAAAAUUCUCCAAGAUGUGUGCGGCCUCUCGCGAGAAUCACAAAUGUGUUCCCGGACAACGAUGGUCUAGUGUGA